AGGGAGGUGAAGGGGGCCCUGGCCCUGGCGCGGGAGAAGUUCGGGCGCUUGGACGUGGCCGUGAACUGCGCCGGGAUUGCCGUGGCCAUCAAGACCUACAACAGCAAGAAGGACGCGCCCCACAGCCUGGAGGAUUUCCAGCGGGUCAUCAAUGUGAGUGGUGGAUCCGGACCCGCUGCCUCCAGCCCCUCCCCCAGAGUGGGUCAGGCUGCAUACUCCGCCUCGAAAGGGGGCAUCGUGGGCAUGACCCUGCCCAUUGCCAGAGAUCUGGCCCCCAUGGGGAUCCGUGUCGUCACAAUUGCCCCAGGUACCAAUCCCAGUAUCCAUCUUGUCAUGACGUGGGAGCACAGGGGCUGCGG
Messenger RNA from Pelodiscus sinensis (Chinese soft-shelled turtle), 359 nucleotides. Lineage: Eukaryota; Metazoa; Chordata; Testudines; Trionychidae. The record is from RefSeq and is a predicted model, not a curated record.